Ogataea parapolymorpha DL-1 is the source of this 216-nucleotide messenger RNA. RefSeq lists its product as uncharacterized. The record is from RefSeq and is a predicted model, not a curated record. The transcript is spliced from 2 exons. Gene Ontology annotation, biological process: transcription by RNA polymerase II; nucleotide-excision repair; transcription initiation at RNA polymerase II promoter. Gene Ontology annotation, cellular component: transcription factor TFIIH holo complex; transcription factor TFIIH core complex. The coding region runs from base 1 to 216 and encodes 71 amino acids. Lineage: Eukaryota; Fungi; Ascomycota; Pichiomycetes; Pichiales; Pichiaceae.
AUGGCCCGUGCAGUGAAAGGAACGCUUGUUCAAUGCGACCCGUCGAUAAAAGCGCUCAUUGUCAAGAUCGACUCGGACUCACGAGAUAUUGUUAUCGAAGAACUGGAUGAUACCCACCUGCUGGUCGACCCAUCGAAAAUCGUCUACAUUAAACAGGAGCUCAACAAGAUCCUUUCAAAGAACGCCUACAACCCUUUCGAGGAAGACGGACAAUGA